Molecule: messenger RNA, 297 nt
Organism: Echinostoma caproni
Lineage: Eukaryota; Metazoa; Platyhelminthes; Trematoda; Plagiorchiida; Echinostomatidae
Source: the annotation of a GenBank genome assembly
AUGGGAGAACUUUCAAAAGCUGGACUGUUUAUUGACGAACUGAAUAAACUGCGCAUUGUCGAUCCCAAUGUGACCCAGGAUACCAACGAAUUAAAAGAAGAAUGUGAAAAAUAUCUGCAAAGUAUGUGGUUGUGGUUAUUGUUUGGUUAUUUUUUAUUAUAUUCUGUGCAACUUACCUUGGAAUCAUUAAGUUUGAUGGCUAGAACCAGUAGUUUAGUUGCUGUCACCGGCGUCUAUUUGGACCCCGUGGUCCGAGCUUCGAGCUCCAUCACCGCCACCCAAUUUUCAGGGUGGUAG